This is a messenger RNA of Lycium ferocissimum, 624 nucleotides long. RefSeq lists its product as uncharacterized. Gene Ontology annotation, molecular function: nucleic acid binding; RNA-DNA hybrid ribonuclease activity. Lineage: Eukaryota; Viridiplantae; Streptophyta; Magnoliopsida; Solanales; Solanaceae. The transcript has a single exon. The record is from RefSeq and is a predicted model, not a curated record. The coding region runs from base 1 to 624 and encodes 207 amino acids.
AUGAGAGCUACAGAGUAUAAAUACUCCACCUCUACAGCUACUCCUCAUCCUGCCACAAGAAUGGUGAAUAUUAAAUGGUAUCCCCCCCUCCCAGGAUAUUUAAAACUCAAUAUUGAUGGUGCUCAUUCUUCCACAACGCACAAGGGAGGCAUUGGUGGUGUUUUUCGUGAUCAUUAUGGGAAUUGGAUCCUGGGGUUCUAUCAAGCCAAUCACUGUCUAAACCAUACUAUGGCUGAACUCCUUGCACUUUUACAGGGUUUACAAUUAGCUUGGGAGAAACUAUACUCCUGUGGAAGUAGAAACCGAUUCAGUGGAGGUACUUCAUUUACUUCAAAAGCCUCAACCGGUAGUCCAGCAGUGCGACAUAACUUCAGACAAGGUAACAAAGUAGCAGAUCUGCUAUCCAAGCAUGGCUUGAAGUAUGGAAAUUAUGAUCAACCAACUAUUUUGCUAUCACCGCCCACAAGCGUCACCACCCUUUUGGAAGCUGAAAAGCAAGGAGUGACGACAGCAAAAGUAGUUUCCUUAGCAUCGUAUAAUAGCUUAACUAGUUUAGGUAAUCUAAGUGUGUUAGCUGUCAAUGAUAGCAUGUUUGUUCCUAGUUCUUCUUAUGUAACUCCUUAA